GUGCCUUCAUCUCCUGCUGACCUGAGGAUGGUGCUGGUGGGGAAGACUGGAUCAGGGAAGAGUGCAGCAGGAAACACCAUCCUGGGAAGAGAAGGAAGAGCAACAGAGAUAGGCUUUGAAUCUAGGGCAUCACCUAAAUCUGUGACGAAAAAGUGUCAGAUAGAUGAGGUCAUGUCAGGAGAAAAGAGAAUCUCAGUUACUGACACACCAGGUGUGUAUGACACAGAUUUAGGUGAGAAGGCUUUGAGGCGUGAGUUGGAUAGCUAUAUUUACAUGACAGCUCCUGGACCCCAUGUGUUCCUGCUAGUGAUCAGUCUUGGGGUUAGAUACAACAGGGAAGAGAAGGAUGCAGUGAAGUGGAUCUGUGAGAACUUUGGGAAGGAAGCUUUACAGUACGCAAUCGUACUCUUCACCCACACUGAUGGGCUCAAAGGCACAACCUUAGAGCAGUAUGUUGAUGAAAGUGAUGAUCUCCAGACGCUCAUUAGUGACUGUGAAGGAAGAUCUCAUGGAUUUAACAAUAAUGACAGAAAUCCAAAUCAGGUCACUGAACUGCUGGAGAAAAUUGAAAACAUGGUGAAGAGCAACAGAGUGAGUAGAAGCGAGUACUAUACCAAUAACAUGUACAAGAGAGCCCAGAAACAGAUUGAAAAUGCCAGGAUGAAAGAGACGGCUAAAGAAGUAGCUCUGGGUGUGGCCUCAGGUGUAGGAGUGGCAGCAGCAGUAUCUGGAGGAGUUGUGCUUGGAGUCACUCAUCUCCUGCUCCUCCCAGGACUGUUUAUUGGAGCAGGGGCCGUAGUAGCACUGGGAGGUGGUGUUGGGUUACUUGCAAAAAAAUUAUCAGGAAAUCCGAAACCUGAUCAUCACAACAAAAAAGAGUAA
This is a messenger RNA of Clupea harengus (Atlantic herring), 882 nucleotides long. Its product is annotated as GTPase IMAP family member 8-like. The record is from RefSeq and is a predicted model, not a curated record. The coding region runs from base 28 to 882 and encodes 284 amino acids. NCBI's taxonomy places the organism in Eukaryota, Metazoa, Chordata, Actinopteri, Clupeiformes, Clupeidae. The transcript has a single exon.